Molecule: messenger RNA, 1686 nt
Organism: Hevea brasiliensis (rubber tree)
Lineage: Eukaryota; Viridiplantae; Streptophyta; Magnoliopsida; Malpighiales; Euphorbiaceae
Exons: 1
Coding region: 541-1488 (315 amino acids)
Source: RefSeq, a predicted model, not a curated record
GCUAGGGAUUCAAAAGCAAUCCUCAUGUCAUUUGUGAACUUAAGACCAACAAUUAUGCCAUUAUUAAAAUACAGAGAAUGUUGAUGUUUUGCCUGCUUCCGAUUUGACAAAGAAGAUAUCAAGGAGAAUGAUGACCCGUUCAAAGUAAAGAAAAUAAAUAAAGAGAUUAAAAAGACUUUGGAAAAAUGACUUGGUUAUCUUUAAGUCCAAGGUCUUGAUCAAAAUUAAGUGCAGCCUCUGAACUUAACAGUUCUAACCUCUCUAGCUUUGCCUACGUUUCCAGGUCCUUUCCAAUUCACCCAUCUGUGUAUUAAUCACGCAACCCUAUUGUCGUCUCUCUGAACCAAAGCAUCCUUUAUCUCCUUCUUCUUUUUUUCUACUACUGGAUAAACUUGGUGCUUGUUGGUUCUCUGUUUUCCAAUAGUCUUUUCAACAUUAAACAAGAAGCAAUGAAACCCAAUACAGAAUUCAUAAUUGUCGUCCCCACUAAGCUUUAGCCUCUCCCUUUCAACUUUUAAACAAGAAACUACUCACACAGACAUGAAAGAAGAGCAAGAGUCUUUCCAUCAUAUUCACGGGAGCAAGAAAACAAGAUUUUCUUUCAAGCUCUUCCAUUCUCCUGCGGCGUACGUUAUCCUGUUUCUGCUAGCCUAUGCCCUGGGUUACUUGUCAGCCCCAUCCCCCAGCUUCCAGCCACCCUUAUCUCCGGAGCCUGCCAUCAAAAUCAUUGGACCGGCCAACAGCAUCCACACCCAACUCGACAACUUUCGAGUCACAACUCACUGCGCCAAGCCGCUUCCCUCUAGACUCGUCCGUCAAACGAUUCUUGAUCGAAUUUAUAACUCCACCUCGCCCUACGACAAUUUCCCUCCAGCGCAUGUCAGAAGUCUCCUUCGAGGCAAAAGAUUGAAGGGUUGGGGAUCAUAUGGCGCUGUUUUCGAACACCUCAUCCAAAGAGUGAAGCCUCAGGUGAUCAUAGAGGUCGGCACUUUCUUGGGCGCGUCGGCACUCCACAUGGCCGAGUUGACCCGUAAACUCGGACUUAACUCGCAUAUUCUCUGCAUUGACGAUUUUCGUGGGUGGCCAGGGUUUCGCGACCGGUUCAAGUACAUUGACAUGGUAAACGGUGACGUUAUGCUACUGUAUCAAUUCAUGCAAAAUGUUAUUUACACGAAUGCCACCAAAUCGGUUUUACCCGUGCCGUUCUCUAGCGGGUCGGCUCUGGAGAAACUGUGUGAGUGGGGCGUAUAUAGCGACUUGAUUGAGAUAGACGCGGGUCAUGAUUUUAAUUCGGCUUGGGCGGAUAUAAACCGAGCUUAUCGGAUAUUGAGACCCGGUGGAGUAAUUUUUGGGCACGAUUAUUUCACCGGUGCUGAUAAUAGAGGCGUAAGAAGAGCAGUUAACUUGUUUGCUCAAAUGAAUGGGCUUCAAAUUCAAACGGAUGGCCAACAUUGGGUGAUCGAUUCUCCUUCUAGUCCUAUAUCCUAAUUAGGGACUUGGCGUUACCGCUGUCAAUUGAGUAAAUUUUACCAGUCAUGUGCAGUACGUCAAGGAAGAAGACCAUAGAUGCAAGUGAAGUGCAAUACUCACUUUAUUUUAUUUUAUUUUUUUCACUUUUGGCUUUCAUUGGCUAUGCUUUUGAAUAAUAAUAAUAAUACAAUAAAGUUGGAGAGUGAUUUUGUCCUC